AUGGCUCCCAAUACAGGCAUGUUGAACUCUGGCUGUCAGCAACCUCUUCAUGUUGUGAAUGAAGAUGCAGUUUCACCAAAAAUUAUCAUUUUUCACAUUAAACUGAUGCCGUUAACUGUUAUUAACUUUUGUAGGUUAUCUGGCUGUUUUCUCAACAUAGAGUUCUGUCAUAAGGCUAACCCCUACAACUCAGGAGAAUGUGCCAAAGUCAAAACAUGUAUCCCUGUGGGUGUUACCGCCUUGUACUCAACAAAUAUUAAAAACAAGCAGGAUAUUGCUAUGUGCCAAGUGCUAGAUAUCUAUGAGCAGUGUCAAAUACUCGCUUUUGAGAAAGGAAAAGUGGGGCGACGGGCAUCUAAUACGCAUACGUACUUGCUGAAUCAGGAUUGGCUGGCAGCUGGGCGGGACGAGGUGGGAGUUUUCUCUCAGCGCACGCUCAGUGGGUGGAGAAGGCGGGGCUGCCGGUGUCAGCUGGUCCAACUGUGGGGGCCUGAGGCAUCUUCCCUCCUUCACCUUCCAGCUCCUUAAACAGCAGACUAUUCGCCAAGGUUUUUGUAUCCAAGGCCCAAAACUUUGUUACCCAAGAUGAUGAACGCUGACAUGGAUGCAGUUGAUGCUGAAAAUCAGGUGGAACUGGAAGAAAAAACACGGCUUAUUAAUCAAGUGUUAGAACUCCAACACACACUUGAAGAUCUCUCUGCAAGAGUAGAUGCAGUUAAGGAAGAAAAUCUGAAGCUAAAAUCAGAAAACCAAGUUCUUGGACAAUAUAUAGAAAACCUCAUGUCAGCUUCUAGUGUUUUUCAAACAACUGACACAAAAAGCAAAAGAAAGUAAGAGGUUGAUGUCCUCUGUGUUUUAUGGAAUUGCUGCUGGAAUUUUUUCUUUAAAACUUGGAUAGAUUUCAAGAGUUACAGUACCUUUGUUUGUGGGCUUCAUUGAAUAUUUAUGAAGAUAAUGGCAGAGCUAGGCAAGAUUAAGAGCAUAACAGGAGACUUCUAUGAGUUUGUGUAUUAUGUCAGUCUAUGAAAAUGUGCAAAUGUAUUGUAGAGACUUUAUAAUUAGAAUUGCAUAUAUUUAUGAAAACUUGAAUG
Orycteropus afer afer is the source of this 1091-nucleotide messenger RNA. RefSeq names its product short coiled-coil protein (gene SCOC). Gene Ontology annotation, cellular component: trans-Golgi network. Lineage: Eukaryota; Metazoa; Chordata; Mammalia; Tubulidentata; Orycteropodidae. The record is from RefSeq and is a predicted model, not a curated record.